Didymosphaeria variabile is the source of this 639-nucleotide messenger RNA. Its product is annotated as NADH-cytochrome b5 reductase. The transcript has 3 exons. Gene Ontology annotation, molecular function: cytochrome-b5 reductase activity, acting on NAD(P)H. The record is from RefSeq and is a predicted model, not a curated record. Gene Ontology annotation, biological process: ergosterol biosynthetic process. The coding region runs from base 1 to 639 and encodes 212 amino acids. NCBI's taxonomy places the organism in Eukaryota, Fungi, Ascomycota, Dothideomycetes, Pleosporales, Didymosphaeriaceae.
AUGUUCGCUCAACGGGUUUUCCGGCCAGCAAACACGCUGAGCCAGCAGGUGCGCCGUUACGCGUCGGCCGAUGCGCCCAAGAGCGGCGGCAAUGGGCUGCUCUACACUGGUGUCGCCCUUGCCGCCGUGUCUGGUGGCUACUUCUACAUGCGUCGAAACACACCCACGGGUCAAGCCGGUGAUGCGCCGCCCUCAGCAGAGGCCGAAAAGAUCCCAGCGUCAUCGGGACAGCCUGCGAAGGCUGCUUUCACGGGGGGCGAGCAGGGCUUCCUCUCGCUGAAGCUCGACAAGUCGGAGAUCAUCAAUCACAACACCAAGAAGCUCACCUUCUUGCUGCCCGAGGAGGACAUGGAGAGCGGUCUGCACGUCGCCUCUGCCGUCAUUACCAAGUACAAGGGCCCUGAGAUGCAGAAGCCUGUCAUCCGCCCAUAUACCCCCACGAGCGAUGUCGACCAGAAGGGAACCGUUGACUUCAUCAUCAAGAAAUACCCUAAUGGGCCCAUGUCGGAACAUCUGCAUAACCUGGAGCCUGGACAGCGCCUCGAUAUCAAGGGUCCGAUCCCAAAGUACCAGUGGACGGCCAAUAAACAGUCAGGACGCCCUUUCCUUCUCAUAAAGCAUCUUCGCAACGCUCCUUAA